Molecule: messenger RNA, 732 nt
Organism: Botrytis byssoidea
Lineage: Eukaryota; Fungi; Ascomycota; Leotiomycetes; Helotiales; Sclerotiniaceae
Exons: 2
Coding region: 1-681 (226 amino acids)
Source: RefSeq, a predicted model, not a curated record
AUGUCUCUUUCCAUGUUCACCGUUUCGAAAUUGCUUGUGCCCACCGCUGUUGUGGGGUUGGGUAUCACUAUAUAUCUUCAAGAUCGCCCACUGUCAGCCGCAAGGACGGCCACAAUAACAUCAUAUCAACAAUUAUUGCCCUCCUUUAACAGCAGCUCACAAUUAUUUUUCUCGAUAAUCAAUCCAAGAAACCAUAUCCGUAUUACAGAUUCUUACAAAGUUCCAUUAUCUAAAGCCGACAUUCGAGAUAGGACUGAUGAAGAAAUUUGGCAACAUUUAGCCGCGGAUUCUUCUCAGGUUGGAUCUUUACCCCUGAACGAAAUCUCUCCAGGACCAAUAUUGGAAUUAGAAUCACUAUCUGACAAAACACUACCCCCGAAAAAUUCUCUUCUGCUUGGCGGUAAUUUUAUGGUUCUAUACACUAAACCCGAGGAUGAUAAACCUCGAGACUGUCCCAGUUGCGUUAAGAUUGGAUAUGGAGAUGACCGGAAACAAUUUUCGGGAAUGCAUAGUUUUGAACUCAUUCAUGGAAGGGACGGAGCUACAAUUUGGUAUUCUAGUGUAUCAUGCAAUCCCACCAUUAACAAAAGACUAUUUCCAAAUUGGGUAUUUGCAUUUCAUAGAUGGUAUGCAAGAACCUUGUUUAGGGACGGAAUUGCAGCAGUAUUGGCGACAGAAUGAAUGAAAGAGCAUUGGUUGCAAGUAGUACCCAGCUUACAGGAGAGAGAAGGG